AUGCCUGAAAUCACAGUUUCAACUUCCCAAAUCGAUCUUAUUAAGCUCGCUAAUUCUUUAACUAUUUGCGAGGCUCAAAAUUUAUUUAAAAUCCUCCAAUCACGUUUGAAUAGGGGGGGUGAUGCAUCAUCAUUUUAUACAUCAUCUUUAUUUUCACAUUCUCCAAGUAGUCUCACUAUUACUCCUCCACCGUCGCCACCUCUUAGAAAGGAAUUUAUUUCAGUGCAAGAGUUCUUUUCAAGGGGAUUUCAAUUGCAUAUUAAUAUAGAUCCCGAAACCUUUUUCAGCUUGGUAAAUGAUUUUAAAAUCAACGGUGAUUUUCUUAAGCACAGGAAUAAAAAAACCCCAUGUCCAUUAUGUCAUAGGUCUAGUUUUCACACAUGCUGUUCAAGAUGUAAACGUUUGCAUCUUGAUUAUAGAUGUCAAUAUGCAUGUGGUCUCAUAUAUCCAGUUCAAUUUUCAUCCGAUGGAAAAGCAACACAAUGGAAAAAAUGUAGCUUCGUAACUGAUAAUUAUGAUGUUCAAGCUAUAAUUGAACAUUUGAAUACCUGUGAGGGAAAAAUUUCAAAGGAUUUUAAGCUUAUAAUAUUAAAAAUAUAUUACCAUAAAGAAAUAAAAGGGGCCCUCAUUACUAAGGCCGAGGAAAUUAAUAUCAAUGAACGACAUUGUGAACUAUGUAAGGAAAUCCAUUACAUGCGGCAAGCAUGUUAUGGUGAAGAUCUAGGAUGCUGGUCAUCCAACAGUACUAUUGUUGCGCAUUCCACGAUAUGGAAUGAAAAUAGUUUAUGUAAUUCUAAAAUUUCAGGUAAGAAAGUAACAUGGGAUGAUUCCGAUGGUUG
Molecule: messenger RNA, 839 nt
Organism: Dentiscutata heterogama
Lineage: Eukaryota; Fungi; Glomeromycota; Glomeromycetes; Diversisporales; Gigasporaceae
Source: the annotation of a GenBank genome assembly